AUGUCAUUUGUUCCUCUGGAUCAGCAACAGCUACCGACUCCUUCAGACACGCCCAGGGCUAUGGACCAGGACGAGCCUUCGCCUGCCUCAUAUGCCAACCACUCAACAACCUACACCCCGGUUGACACCAUGACGCCCAUUUCGACAAAUCCAUCACGGAAGCGAUCGCGCGAUGAGACUGCAUUUGAUGCCGAAAUGGACGGCUCGUAUUUUGGUUCAGUCUCAACUCCAGCACCCAUACCAGAAGAGGAACCAAUCUACGGUGAGGGCAUGGUGCUGCUCAAUCCCAAGACGGGUUUGUCAGUUUCUGCAGAGAGCCAAACAGGAACCUGGUUUGAAGAGAAGGCAGACGAGACGGCACUCCGAGAAGAAAUUGCUGCCUCGUAUACUCGCCCAAAAAUGCCAACCAGCCGAAAGUCUGUCAGACUGUCUCAGACAUCGAUUCGCCUGCCCAUUGAUACUGGUAUCGCCUCGGCGCCAGCCAGCCCACCAAAAACAGCCGUCGAGCGACCAGAAUUUGAUGAGGCGACUAUCGCGCUAGGUAUCGGAUGGAGCAAGAUGGAGUCCGAGAGCGAGUCUCUCCAGACUGCGGCGAGAGGCUGGGCAAGGUAUAUCGACAACCACUAUUCGAGAGAUAUCCAUGGAGCGCAACUUUUACUGAGAAACGCCGGCCUUGAUGCCUAUCUUGUCGGAUGCCAAGAGGGUUUCUUCCUCUUCUCCGACAGUUUAUUAGAGGGAAAGCUUGUUGGCAGAACUUGGGAGACAUGUCUUCAGAACCUGAGAUCUCAACCCAUGGUCUUUGAGGGUGACGAGGUCCUGCGAGCCGAGAGAACGCCAGGGCCGGAAGCUGUUCAAACACAACUUCCCCAGCAAUCUAAGAUGGAAAAUUGGGCUGAUCAUCAUCGAUUCGAGAGUCCCCAGCCGGCCGCUGUUCCCGGUGGAGGGAUGGAUCUCGACUGA
This is a messenger RNA of Cladophialophora yegresii CBS 114405, 960 nucleotides long. RefSeq lists its product as uncharacterized. The coding region runs from base 1 to 960 and encodes 319 amino acids. The record is from RefSeq and is a predicted model, not a curated record. The transcript has a single exon. NCBI's taxonomy places the organism in Eukaryota, Fungi, Ascomycota, Eurotiomycetes, Chaetothyriales, Herpotrichiellaceae.